Messenger RNA from Trichomycterus rosablanca, 6042 nucleotides. Its product is annotated as zinc finger protein 236-like. Gene Ontology annotation, cellular component: nucleus. Bases 20 to 5344 code for a protein of 1774 amino acids. NCBI's taxonomy places the organism in Eukaryota, Metazoa, Chordata, Actinopteri, Siluriformes, Trichomycteridae. The transcript has 32 exons. Gene Ontology annotation, biological process: regulation of transcription by RNA polymerase II. Gene Ontology annotation, molecular function: DNA-binding transcription factor activity, RNA polymerase II-specific; RNA polymerase II cis-regulatory region sequence-specific DNA binding. The record is from RefSeq and is a predicted model, not a curated record.
GUGAAGGAAGCUGGGCGCCAUGUUGGCUCGGUACACACUACACCUCAAUCAGAACGAGACUAUGCCGCGAGGACGGCCUCGCAAACACCGGGAGAACCCCGACAAUCUUACAGCAGCAGAAGGGGUGCAGGGUGAAAGCGUGAGCAGUGUUGAACAGCGGUGCAACAUCUGUACGCAAACCUACAGCUCAGAAGGUCAACUCCUCAAACACCUUAGAGAACAUGAAGCUAAUGACAAGCCUUAUCGGUGUGAUGAGUGCUCCCAGUCAUUUAACGUGGAGUUUAAUCUCACACUGCACAAGUCAACUCACAACACAACCGAACCCACCUGCCCCGUAUGUGAAAAAAGGUUUUCACGCGUCGCCAGUCUUAAAUCUCACAUCAUGGUGCACGAAAAAGAGGAGAACCUGCUGUGCUCAGAGUGUGGAGAUGAGUUUGUUCUGCAGAACCAGCUAAAUCUGCACCUAGAGGAACAUCGAAGGGAACUUGCAGGAAGCCAAAUUUAUAGCUGCAGAACCUGUAAUGCAGAGUUUUCCUCAGCCAGUCAACUAAAAGAACAUUCCCGCACUCAUGGCAAGAUCAAACCGAUCAUGAGCUGUUCAAGGAACUAUAAGAAAAACAUCGACCGCAGUGGCUUUACAAACACCUGCCAUCACUGCGGCAAAACAUUUAAAAAACCCAGCCAGCUCGUCCGACACAUCCGCAUCCACACAGGCGAGAGGCCCUACAAGUGUACACACUGCGGUAAGGCCUUUAACCAGAAGGUGGUGCUGCAAACUCACAUGAUCCGUCACACUGGAGAGAAACCACACCUUUGCAUGCUCUGCCCCGCCUCCUUUUCCCAAAAAGGAAAUCUACAGUCACAUGUGCAGAGAGUGCACGCUGAGACGGCAGGCGUGGCUGUGUACCCCUGUAUGGACUGCAGCUGUGUGUAUAAGAAACUGGGCAGCCUUAACGCUCACAUUAGCAAAAUGCACAUCUCCAUGAUGGAGGUGGAGGAAUCAACUAUCACACAGGAGGGGGCGGAACCUGUGCAGGAAGGGGGCGGGGCAGAGGGAGCGGAAGGUGUGACAGAUGUGAUACAGCAGCUGCUGGAACUUUCAGAACAGGUAACAAGCGACAGUACACAGGCUCCUCCCCCGGGACCACCCAUCGUUAUGGAGACAGCUAUCAAUCAGGACAUCCUACAGCAAGCUUUGGAAAACAGCGGACUAAGCGCUUCAAUGCCAGUUCAGUCAGCGACCCAGGGUGGUGCUGCAGUUCCUACCCUCACCACAGUGGGUGCCAAUACUCACCCCACCCCAAAACAUAGUACAGCAUCCAAACUGCUGAAGAAGGAGAAGAGAAACAUCUUUAAAAAGACGGAGCAGAUCCCAGGUACCAUCAGGGAAGAGUGUGGGGUGCGUUGGCAUGGGUGCCCGUACUGCUGUAAGGAAUUUAAGAAGCCAAGCGACCUGGUGCGUCACAUCCGGAUUCACACACACGAGAAACCGUACAAGUGUGCACAGUGUUUCAGAGCUUUUGCUGUAAAAAGCACCCUUACCGCCCACACCAAAACUCACACUGGGAUCAAAGCCUUUCAGUGUACACACUGCCGAAAAAGCUUCUCCACCUCUGGUAGCAUGAAGGUGCACAUGCGACUGCACACAGGUGUGCGUCCAUUCCCAUGUCCUCACUGUGAUAAGAUUUUUAGGACGUCAGGACACAGGAAGACUCACAUUGCCUCUCAUUUCAAAAACCUGCAACAGAAGAAACACAAAUUCACUCGUAAACCCAACCGUGCCCGCUCUGCCAAGCACAGCCUACCCCUGCCAGACAUCCAGCUCCAGGAACCCAUCCUCAUCUCUGAUAUGGGACUAUUACAGAAUCCGACCCCCCGUGCAGCAUUGCAGCAGUAUUUAAACAUUGUGGAGAGCGAUCGGCCCUUCAAAUGCACAUUCUGUAACAAGGCCUACAAGAAAUCCAGCCACCUCAAACAGCACGUCAGGUCCCAUACAGGAGAGCGACCAUACAGGUGUGUGCAGUGCAGUAAGGAGUUUGCAUCAUCAGGGGUGUUGAAGGCUCAUAUCCGAACCCACUUGGGGCUGAAGGCGUAUAAAUGUCUACAGUGUGACACCACCUUUACUACCAGUGGCAGUCUACGCCGUCACAUGACCACCCACAGUGACCUUCGACCCUACAUGUGUCCUUACUGCCAAAAAACUUUCAAAUCUUCCCCAAACUGCAGAAAGCACAUGAAGACCCACAGGUAUGAACUAGCUCAGCAGCUCCGACAGCCACAGGGUUUAUCUGAAGCACCGCCUCUAGAUGACCCAAUGGGCAGCGCUAACACAGUGUCACAUGACCUGCAGGUAGACUCUUCAGGACUUCCCCCACCUAAUUCCGUUAUGGUGGCAGAGCCUCAGACUAUGAUGCAGGUGGUAAAUGGAAACCAGGAGGUGGUAAUGCAGAAUCAGCUGGAGGAGGGGCCGAUGGUACAGGAUGCAGAGUCGUAUGUAAACAAUCAGCAGAUCAGCCAGUACGAUGCACAAACCCUCCAGCAACCUUCAUACAACCAGUCUGCACUGGCACAAGGUGUAGGUUUCUCUAUCUCUGAGGGAUUUACCCAGCAUCCUCCUCUGACGUCAGUGCAGCAGCUGCAGGAUUCCAGCACUCUAGAAUCACAAGCUCUAAACUCCACAUACACACAGAGCUUAAUGAAUGUACACAGCACAGAGCCAGCUGGGUUAUUGCAGGGUUCAGGUCAGGCUGACCAUCAGGAUGAAGAAGAAAGCAGAAAGAGGAACUACAGGUGUCAGGUGUGUGAUAAAGGCUUUAAGAAGUCGAGUCACCUAAAGCAGCAUGUUCGCUCUCACACUGGAGAGAAACCCUACAGCUGUAACCUGUGUGGGCGGAGCUUCGUCUCCAGCGGCGUCCUUAAGUCUCACCUUAACACACACACAGGUGUAAAGGCAUUUAAGUGUAACGUCUGUAAUUCCUCGUUCACCACUAACGGUAGCUUGAAUCGUCACGUGGUCAUUCACCUUAACACCAAACCAUUCAGGUGUACUCUGUGUGCCGAAAGUUUCCGGACGGUCCCUCUGCGCCGCAAACACAUGAAGCUCUACCACACCAUUGGAACUCGAGUUCUGGGUGGAGAUGAAGCUGGUGAGGAUGAUGGUGGUACAGACCCCUUGUUGAAGAGAAGCAGGUUGUGCAUAAUCACAUUUUCGGAGGAGCAGGCAGCUGAGUUGGCUCAGAGCAACCCGGGCGCUGAAGCCUCUGUCUCUGAGAAGGUUCUUGUCCAGUCCGCAGCCGAGCGAGAUCGAAUAAGUGAGCUCAAAGAGAAAACGUCACUGGAGAUUGAACCCAAACAUGCUAAUUGCUGUCAGUUCUGCCCCAAGAGCUUUAAAAAACCCAGUGACCUUGUCAGACAUGUUCGUAUUCAUACAGGAGAGAAACCAUAUAAAUGUGAUGAAUGUGGCAAGAGUUUUACAGUAAAAUCAACACUGGACUGUCACGUCAAAACUCACUCGGGACAGAAGUUGUUUAAUUGCCACAUGUGCAGCACAUCGUUUUCCACUAAGGGCAGUUUAAAGGUGCACAUGCGCCUCCAUACUGGCUCCAAACCCUUCAAAUGUCCCCACUGUGACCAGCGCUUCCGCACCUCUGGUCACCGCAAAACACACAUGCAGGGACACCUGCGCCCGGGCAGAGACUGCAGGAAGCCCAGACGAAACCUGCAGAGCCAUCCAGCUACCCAGAACCCCACAGGGCAGACGGCCCCACCCACUGCUACAGAAACACUACCCCCUGUGGGUCUGUUGCAUAACACGGGUGCUGACCCGAACAUCUACAUCCACAGUAAUCCUGUGCUGACAAGUCAGUAUGAUCCAAACCUUCUGCAGCAAGGCAUUGUGGGUCAGACCAUCCUUCCUGCUACCAUGUCAGCGAGUGGGGAUUUAACAGUGAAUCUAGCUGAAGGUUUGGCCACGUUAGAGGGGAUUCAGCUGCUCUGUCCAAAUGUACAGAUAUCUGGCCUUGAUGCAGCGAACAUCAACAACAUCACUCUGCAGAUUGAUCCGUCUCUCUUGCAGAGUGGUGUGUUAAGUGUGGAUUCCAAUUUGCCCAGCCACACCAACACACACCUACUGACAAGUGACACCACAGGACAUACAAACGUAGUGAUUCAGAACACUGGUAUUAUCGGCAACCUUGAGCACACAGAGCAGUUGGCGCAGGUGGUUGGAGCAUCGGCACUGGUUGGCAGCAGCACUACAGGAACACCCGAGAUCACACUGACCAUCAGCAACACACACACACACACCACCAACACACUGACCAGCACUAACCCCGAGAUUACACUCACCAUAUCAGGUCAGGAUCUGAUGGCUCCACCUUGUGCAGGAGUAGAAGUGGGUGGGGCUUUGAGAUUGGCCACACCUCCCUCCAGCAGCAGCUGUCUGACUCUCAGUUCUGAUCAGCUCCUCCCUCACAGCCCCGCCCCCUCUGGCAUGGCUGUUACCAGGCUGACUCCAAGCACCUCUCUGCCACAAAACCUGGUAAUGCCACCUGGGGGGGUGGCCAGUGACAGUAGUGUUACACUUGCACUGGCGGAUACACAAAUUCUGGAUGCAGUCACACUAAACCUAAACACGCAGGGGCAGCAAUUUUCCUCUCCUGUGUGUGAGCAGGGAUCAUCAGUGCAGACAGCCAGCAGUCCACAGGUUAUACUGGUCAGACAUACACCAGCAAACACACCUGAAGGAAACAAGUAUCAGUGUUUUUUCUGCAGUUUGUGUUGCGGCUCUGCAACAGCGCUGCGGCGGCACUGCAGGACGACACAUGGGAAAGAGCGCUGUUACAUCUGCACUGUGUGUAAUAAAGCAUUCAAACGCCACACCCACCUCAAGGAACAUGAACAUGUGCAUGUAAAUGGACCAACUCUGAGCUCUCAGAAGCCGCGAGUGUUCAGAUGUUCCAGCUGUGAGAAAGCUUUCUCUAAACCCAGUCAGCUCGAGAGACAUGUUCGUACUCACACAGGUGAGAGGCCGUAUAAGUGUGAGCAGUGUGAGAAGGCGUUUAAUCAGAAGAGUGCGCUGCACAUUCACACAGUGAAACACACUGGAGAAAAACCCUACAAAUGUGAGGUGUGCAGCAUCAGCUUCACCCAAAAAAGCAACAUGAAACUACACAUGAAGAGGUCACACACUUACGCUAAACAAAUGGAGGCGGGUCUAGAUCAGGAAUGUGCUUCUGUGACGCAGGGAGCCUGCGGAGAUGAAUCUGCAGCAGGACUUGAAAUUGAUGCCACAGCACAGGAACCAGCAGGAGAGUGGCAGUGCCCAAUCACCGUCUUCCCCUGAACCCCAACACACACUCAUGAACACCCUACAGACACACCCUAAACACUACAGUUCCACCCUAAAAACUACACCAUACACCCUAAACCCUAUGCCAUACCCCAACUUUACCAACUUUUUUACCUUUAGCUCAUGUGUGUAGUUUAAAGUUCUUAAUACGAUCUAUCAGAUUUAAACAUGGAUUAGAUCAGAUGCGUCUCUAUAUUUAUGGUGUUUAAGAUUAGAAAACUCAUCAUACACCAUAAAAACUCCAAAGAAGUCACUGCAGAGUCUGAUCAGUACAGUCUGAGAGGAUUGAAGGUUUAUUCAUGUUUUUAAAGUUCUACAUUAAAUCUGCAGGUUUAUUAAUGACCGCACAAACGAGUGUAUUUAAUAUUAUUUAACUGAAUUAUAAAAACUUGUUCUUUUUUAAUCAGUGAUUAGUUGAGUGUAAAUAAUUUAUGAGCAUAUCUGAUACACUGAUUUAAUUAAAUAUUGAUUUAUUAGAUUUGCUGAUUUAUAAACUUCUGAUAUACCUUUUGUAAAAUAUUUAAGAAUAAAUUUUGCUUUUUCAGUAAUGGUGUGAUAUUUGGUUUGUAAUGAGACAGAAUAAAAGCUAAAAGGACUUUGCUGAAUUAUGUGAAUGUUAAAAUCUAACAUUUAAACCAAGUUAGAAACUAAAAUUAUUUUGGUUAAUGAGACUCAGCUAAGAGUUUGGGAGC